AUGGUACGGCAACUGCAUGGUGAUGAUAAAUUCGAGAAAAGUCCUAUAAUGAAACACAACACAAAACCUGCUGCAUGGGAGGACGCCGCUCAGUUUUUCAAAUCAGAUCCCAUCAAUAUACAUGCGCCUCCACUGCCAACUGCAGGAACGCGUAGAGUACUCCCACCGCCACCUCCUCCUAUAUCAGAAUGUGAUCACGACCAUGAUUAUCAUGAACACGUACACAGUGACGCGUCUGCUUCACGGAUGCGAGAGACUAGCGGAAAUCGGUCAAAAGAUCGUGAAUCUGAGGUCAAAUGUUUUGGGAAUUCCGCCUUGAUAGAUCUCAGCGAAUGUUUUGUGUAUUGCAGGAGGAGGGCUCUGCUGCGGUUUCCGGUCAUGUUAGCCGAGAUCACUCGGAAAUGUCCAAAGGAACCGUUGCAGAAUAGGACUCUGCUGCGGUUCUUAUGCCCAAAACCCAGCAGAGUCCUUUUCUUGCAACAUUUUUCUUCUAAUUUUAAGUCUUCGACCAAAGUCGUUCAACAACAAGAACACCAUGAGUGCUCACCGGAAACAGCCAAAGCUUAG
Molecule: messenger RNA, 567 nt
Organism: Ostertagia ostertagi
Lineage: Eukaryota; Metazoa; Nematoda; Chromadorea; Rhabditida; Trichostrongylidae
Source: the annotation of a GenBank genome assembly